AUGUCCUUCCCAGCGGCUCCAGCCCUCAGUGUUGGAGCCACUGUCCCAGAGGCUUUGUCCCUUCUUCAACAGCGCCUCUUGGUGGCCGAGGUUGAAGAUCUUACCCAAGAUAUGGGCUCAUCUGCAGCACCCAGAGACCAACUCUUGCAGCCUAUGGAAAAGAGGGACCCCAUUCAGUGGCCUCUAAGCUCAAUGAAGAUGCAGAGUGCUGUUGGGGGAGAUGCCAGGGGGGUGGGUGUGCUGUGGCAACAGUGUGAUUCUCUAGUGAGCCGGGUGUGUCGCAUAGAUUCCUUACAGACCUUAAAACUCACCCUCUUUCGCCUGGAAACUGAAAGAGAGCUGGAUUAUUCUCACGCAACUCGUCUUAAGGAACAGCUGGUGGCCCUGCAGCAGGAGCGUGGCGAGGAGCAAUGGGCCUUUAGGAGGGAUAUAAUGAAGCUAAGGAACCAGCUUUACCAGGCCUGUGAGGAGAGGGAGCAGGCUCGCAGAGAGGUGCAGAGGUUGGGGCAGGCAGUGCAGAUGGCCACUGGUCUAAAGAUGGAUGUGGCCUUGGCUGCAGAGGGACUGAAGAUUGUCAAAGUGCAGUUGAGUGAGAAACUGAUGGAGAUGAAAGAGCAGAUGAACAAGGACUCUGCCUGCUCCUUUGAAGCCAUGAAAUCCCAUAGUGAGUUGUUCCAGUGGGUUGAGGAGAUGGGGAGAAUGGUGGAUAUGGAGAGAAGACAGGCCCGGAUAUUACAAAUGGACUGCCAGGGGCUGCGCUUGGAGGUUCAGACCAGCAGACAGAGACUCCAGGAGGUUCAGGAAAAAGCCAGGAGGCUGCAGGAGCACUGUCAGCAGCUCAAAGAACAAAUAGAGGUGAGGGACUCCCUUGUGUCUGAGCUGAAAACUGAUUUAAAAAGUAUGCGUCUGACCCUUCAGAAGCAGCAAAAAGCAAUGAGUAAGUUACUGAAAGACAGCGGGGAGCUGAGAACUGCUGCUCAUGAAGUACAGGCAGGGGGGAGUUGUGUGGUCCAGCAAAUGAAAGAACAAGACCUGUUGCCGGAGGCAGCCACAUGUAAUAUCCAAGCUGAGCUGCAGGCGACACUCUCAGAGAAAGCUAGCCUACAGAUGGAACUGGAGAAGUUGAAGGCUGACCACGCUCAGCUCAAGCUUAACUCCACAAUUGCCCAAGAGGUUGCUGUCACUCAGAAGGAGCUGUUGGAGCAUACCAUUGAGAGGCUGAAAGGGGAGCUGAACAAACAGGAGGUGGGCUCUCUGAGGUCAGCCUUUCUGAAGCAGGAGGAGGAGAAACAGAAGUUUCUGGGAAAGAUGGCUGCCAUGGAGCAGCAGCAUGGUAAGCAAAUGAUGGAGCAUAUGCUGAAGGAAUUAUUUGACAGCAAGAACAAGCUGGCCUACGAGAAAGACAAGCUACAGAUUUUUCUUCGCAUCAAACCCAUGCAACAGUUUAAAAAAAAACUAGCAUGUCACUUUGAAAUGCUGGAGGCCUGGCGGGAUGAAUCUGGUUCCAGGGGAAGUGUUGUCGGUCAGACUCUGGAAAACAUCCUGGCCUCUCACACCCGACUGCAGCUCAACACCCAGCUCAAGUCUUUAUGGAAUGCUUUGGACACAGCUAAGAUGGAAAACAAGAGGCUAGCACAGAGCCUUGAGCAAGCUCUGUUGACCAAUAGCAGUCUACAGACCAGAUUGGAAAAAGCCAGAAAUCAGCACCAGGCCACCAUUACACAGCGAGAUGAGGAGCUACGCGAGGCACAGACGGAUAUUAAGCAUUUAUCUGAAGAGGUAGCUUCUCUGAAGCAUCAAAUGAGUAAGGACAAUGGGUUUCCAAGGAGAACACUGUACAGUGAAAUCUCAGAGCUGAGAGAGUCUCAUGAGCGGUCUUCAGCAACGUCCGGUGACUUAUCCAGGGCCAAUCAAGAGAUGUGACAGUGGAAGGCGGAGCUAGAGAAGCAGCUGUCCAAUCAGAAAGCUUGUGUCAAGGGGCAGACAAGCCAGCUGAGGCAGCGCUUAGAGAACAGAGUUGCCCAGGACAACUCCCUGGAAGUCAAGGAUAUGGAAUCAGAGCUAAAGCAACUAGAGGCCAUAAAAAACAAGUAUCAGAGGAAGGACAACAAACAGGCCCAGAUGAUUGACCAACUCCAUUGUGAAAGUCAGUCCCUGCAGAAACCAUCUUCCGACAACGAGGAGGUGUUAGUGCACGAGAGGGCGCUAUGCCACAAUCUACAUAACAAGUGUCAAACUAUUGGAUGUGCUGUGAGACUUGAGGAGAGUGUCAGAAGGUUGCAGGAGGACAAAGAGUUGGCUGACAGGAUGCUCAGAGAGACCAGGAUGGAGUUCCAGCAGGUUGCCUAA
This is a messenger RNA of Lampris incognitus (smalleye Pacific opah), 2349 nucleotides long. It is a transcript of the gene ccdc150, whose product is annotated as coiled-coil domain containing 150. NCBI's taxonomy places the organism in Eukaryota, Metazoa, Chordata, Actinopteri, Lampriformes, Lampridae. The record is from RefSeq and is a predicted model, not a curated record.